Messenger RNA from Amborella trichopoda, 733 nucleotides. It is a transcript of the gene HVA22F, whose product is annotated as HVA22-like protein F. The record is from RefSeq and is a predicted model, not a curated record. NCBI's taxonomy places the organism in Eukaryota, Viridiplantae, Streptophyta, Magnoliopsida, Amborellales, Amborellaceae.
GCAUUGAAGCAUUGUUCUUAAGUUUGCAUUUGUUUUACAAAAAAAGAAAGGGCACUUGAUCACUGUUCAUCAUGGGUGUUCUUGGAGCCAUAGCCAGGAAUCUCGACACGGUUGUUGGGCCUAUGGUGAUGCUAAUCUAUCCCCUGUACGCUUCCAUUCGAGCAAUAGAGAGCCCUUCAGCUUUAGAUGACCAGCAAUGGCUGACCUACUGGGUCCUGUACUCUUUGAUCACAUUGUUUGAGCUCUCUUGUUGGAGAGCUUUGGCUUGGUUCCCCCUAUGGCCUUACAUGAAAUUGAUAUUUUCACUUUGGUUGGUACUACCCAUUUUUAAUGGGGCGGCCUAUGUAUAUGAAAACGUUGUGAAGGUACACAUACCAAACCUUAUUAAAUUGAAUCCUGAUCUUACAUCAAGCGAAAGGAGGGCGAUACAAAUGAUGACUCCGGAGGCAAGAGGCUCAGUGGAGCGAUUCAUUGCCAAAUACGGUUCCGAUGCGUUUGAGAAGGUCGUUAAAGCGGCUGAAAAGGAAGCAAAGAAACGUUAAGCGCAUCAAACUACUCUUGAUUACAUUCUUCUAAUUCUUGUUUCUUAAGGAAAGUGAGAGGCUGGAUAAUGGUGUAUGAUAGAACAUUGUACAAAACCCAUAUGCAAUAAGACUAUUUAUUUUUGGUGUUAACAUGAGAAUAUGAAGAGUGGUACCGAAAAGGUAAAAGUACACAAUAAGACUAUUUAUUU